CCCUUGGCUGGAACUGAACCAGGGACACUUCAGUCUUCAGGCUGACACUCUAACCACUGAGCCAAACCGCCUAGGGCCCUUCUGUUAAUUUUUGAUUAGAGGUUAGGCAAUCAAGUACCUAGGUCACACAAUUUAUAAGGGGGAACUCACAGCUGGGUUCAAAUGAGUUGCUUGAACAAAUGUGAGAGUGCCUCCUUAAAUUUUGUUUUGGGUUCCACACCAGCCUCGUUGCUACUGUCCACUCGGCAUUGACUGACUCUCCCAUUCUCUUCUCACUCUGGGUGGCCGGCCAGUAAUCUGCUAUGUUGCUGUGGGCCCUACUCAGCACCCAGGUCUGGGGCCUUGGCUCUGGCCUCCUCAUUCUAGUCUUCCUGCUUAGACUAAGUGCGCGGCUCUGGUAUAAGUCGCAGCUUUGGGACCUCCAGCACUGCUCCACAGAUCUGACUGGGAAGACUGCAGUGGUGACUGGGGCCAACAGUGGCAUUGGGAAGAUUGUGUCCCAGGAGCUGGCCCGCCGUGGGGCCCGUGUGAUCCUUGCUUGCCGUAGCCAUGAGCGUGGACAGCGAGCCCUGGCUGAGAUCCAAGCAGCCUCAAAGGACGCCUGCCUUCUGCUUGGUGAGGUAGACCUGAGCUCUAUGGCCUCCAUCCGGAGUUUUGCCGGGUGGCUUCUGCAGAAGUGUCCUGAGAUACAUCUGCUGGUUAACAAUGCUGCAGUCUGUGGAAUCCCAAAGACACUAACCCCUGAGGGCCUUGAUUUCACCUUUGCCACCAAUUAUGUCGGACCCUUUCUGCUCACAAAUCUACUGCAAGGAGCACUACAACGGGCAGGGUCGGCCCGAGUGGUAAAUGUGUCUUCCUCUUGGCAAACACAUGGGUACUUUGAUGAGGAACAUCUGACAGGGGCUGGUGGACCUUUGACCUUCAACCAGAACUAUUUCUGCAGCAAACUGCUUUUGACCUCAAUCACUGGGGAAUUUGCCCGGAGACUUCAAGGGACAGGCGUGACUGUGAACUCUGUGGACCCAGGUGUUGUAUACACGGAGAUCAUGAAGCACUUAUCUUGGUUAUACCGCUUACUCUUUUGGCUCUCCAGCUUCUUCAUUAAGGAUCCUGCACAAGGUGCAAACCCAGUUCUCUACCUGAGCUUGGCAGAGGAGCUGGAUGGCAUUUCUGGAAAAUAUUUUAGCAGUUCCUGUGUGAUAACUUCUCCCCCUAAAGAUGCUCAGGAUCCUCAUGUGGCACAGAACCUCUGGAAUGCCUCAGUCAAACUAACAAACCUAGACAAGAUGGACUGAUCCUCUGUGACCUAGAUCUUAGAGUUCUUAAACAUUAAUCAUUUCCUUUGAAUUUAUAUGUUUUUGUAACCCAGUAUUUUAAUUAUAUUGUUAUUUCAUUCAUCUUGCAAAUCAGAGAUAUAUUGUUAUUACUUAUAUAGUUGAGAUUUGUGUAGCUUUACCCAUAUGUUUAAUAUUUUCUCUGCUUGUUCAUCUUUCUUGUGUCUCAGGUCUUCCUUCUGGGGUUAUUUUCCUUCUAUCCAAAGUAUAUCCUUUCGAAGUUCCUUUAAUGAGGAUUUGUAGUAGACAGAAUUCUACCACAAGAUUUAUACCUUCUUGUGUACACAUUUUGUGUAAUCUUCUCCCCUGGAGUAUGAGCAGAGCUAGUGAAUAUGAUGAAAUUUCAUGCCUGUGAUUAUGUUACAUACCUGGAAAAUGGGAUUUCGAUGAUGUAAUUAAGGUUUGUAAUCAGUAGGCUU
This is a messenger RNA of Miniopterus natalensis, 1753 nucleotides long. RefSeq names its product retinol dehydrogenase 11. Lineage: Eukaryota; Metazoa; Chordata; Mammalia; Chiroptera; Miniopteridae. The record is from RefSeq and is a predicted model, not a curated record.